Molecule: messenger RNA, 1407 nt
Organism: Effrenium voratum
Lineage: Eukaryota; Dinophyceae; Suessiales; Symbiodiniaceae
Source: the annotation of a GenBank genome assembly
GGCUCAAGGGUCCUGGUUCCAGUCGCCAGUCUUGUACAUUGAAAAAAGAGAAAGACGGCCACCUCUCCUUGCCGGGGGCUGUUUUUUUGUCACCAUGACCAGCAACCUGCUGGCGGCGCUGAAGAGUAACCAGGGCAAGACCAGCACCACUGCCGUGUAUCCUUUGAUCGAGGCAGCCAAGAGCGGCCAGGUGGAGGGAUGCAGCAAGGCCCUGGAGGACAAGAAGGUGAAGGUGGACCAGAAGGAUCCGGAAGGCGUCAACGCGCUGAUGCACGCAGCCUCAGGUGGCUACAUACAGGUGGUGCAGUUCCUGGUAGAGAAGGGAGCAAGGAUUUCUGCAAAAGAUGACAUGGGCGAAACUGCUCUAAUGAAAGCAUGUAAAGAAGGGCACACGGACAUCAUCAAGUUCCUAGUGGAGGCCCAGGCCGCGCAGAGGAAGAAGGGCCCUUCCCUGACUGGGGGCAAGGACGAGGCGCAGGCCUCCCUCAUGCGCGAGAAGAAGCGGAUUUUGGACAUGAAAGACGAUGAGGGCGUGACGGCCAUCAUGAAGGCCGCGGAGCAGGGCGAGGGUGACGUGGUCCAGAUUUUGGCGGACGACGGCGCCUCGCUGGAUUUGAAGGACGACGAGGGCUGGGACACGCUGAUGUGGGCCUCGCUGAGCGGGCACUUCGAGAUCUGCGAGCUCCUGGUGAGCACCUUCGGCAUGACUGCGGACUACGCCACCGAGAAGGGGGAGACCGCCCUCAUGAAGGCCGCAGCCAACGGGCAUUGGGACGUUUGCGAGUUUUUGAUCACAGAAGGCGCAAAGGUGAACCAGCUGGACCAGCACCACCAGACCGCCCUGAUGUGGGCGGCCUCGGAGGGUCACCUGGCGACCGUGCAGGGCCUCGUGAAGAAGGACGCCAAGGUGGACCAAGUCACGAAGCAGGGGAAGACGGCCCUGCUGCUGGCGGCGCAGUUCGGGCGGGAGGAGAUCUGCAAGUUCUUGGUGGCCAAGGGCGCCAAGGUGGAGCACCAGGACGAGGAUGGGCAGACCUGCCUCUUCAGCGCGGUGCAGGCUGGGAACCCCAGCCUGGUGAAGAGCCUCAUCGAGCUGAAGUGCCCCACCGAGGCCAAGACCAGCCGCGGCGAGACGGCGCUGAUCUGGGCGGCCAUGAACCAGCAGCUGCUCUGUGUGCAGGCGCUGCUGGCGCACGGCGCCAACGUGCACACCACCGACGAGAACGGGCAGACGGCCCAGGACCAUGCCGAAGGCACCCUGAACAGCCACGUCGUGGAGGUGCUGCGCGAGGCUGCCAAAAGUCAGUCCAAGAAAGACGACGAGUGAGGCUUGAGCCAAAGCCGUUCCGAGCAAUCCUUUCGCUGUGCAUGAUCUCACCCUGGGACACUGUGACUGUGCUGAUCUCG